UAAGUGGUAACGGUUCAAUGAGUGAAAGAGGGGCACCAGUAAGGCAUGUUUUCAAAUAGGACAGUUUUAUCGAUUCUGAGAGGGUUGACAUAUCGCCUACCGAGGCCUGAAACUGGUUCCAAAAUGAUAAGAAUUCCGUACACUUUCCGGAAAAUUUGGGUAGGUCCAUGCGAGGGAGAUGAGAGUGGGACACUUGAGAGGUAGGUUUCGUGAGGGCUCCUUCUAAAUUAGCACGGGCAGUACGUAAAGUUCGGUUGUACCUUUUUAGCUCAUUCAUAAUUCUUAUAUAGGAAGUAUCCUGCUGGAAAUUGUCAUAAAUUGGAGUGUCUUGGGCUCUUUCGUUUCCUGUCAUGGAAGCCCUUAGGGACAUCCACCCAUUAUGUGCAAUUGUAAGAUCAUCCAGGAUCUCAGCUAAGUUUUGUUGGACAAUAUCGAGGGAUUUUAUUGUAGCUUCUACGCAAUUUUGGAAUUGUUUUUCGGAAUUUAGAGGGUCUUUUAUGGGAAUGGGAAAUUGUUUAUUUUGUUGCAAAAUUAAUUCCGCAUCAGUACAUGAUUGGGUUAAUUGCCGCUGGAAGGCUUGGGACAUUCUUAAUUAUAGUUAAUAUAAGAAUUAAGCGGUUAAAUGUAGAAGUAUUAUUGGAAGAAAUUAAA
Molecule: messenger RNA, 651 nt
Organism: Meloidogyne enterolobii
Lineage: Eukaryota; Metazoa; Nematoda; Chromadorea; Rhabditida; Meloidogynidae
Source: the annotation of a GenBank genome assembly